Molecule: messenger RNA, 1936 nt
Organism: Rhodofomes roseus
Lineage: Eukaryota; Fungi; Basidiomycota; Agaricomycetes; Polyporales; Fomitopsidaceae
Product: imidazole glycerol phosphate synthase HisHF
Exons: 2
Coding region: 170-1879 (569 amino acids)
Biological process (GO): L-histidine biosynthetic process
Molecular function (GO): oxo-acid-lyase activity; imidazoleglycerol-phosphate synthase activity
Source: RefSeq, a predicted model, not a curated record
GACGCCAUCCCCGCGCCAUUCUCACAUUACUUAUGAUUACUGACUGGGUCACUAUUGGCGUGUAUGGCUUCUAUUACUCUCACUCUGAUUAGAUUAGAUUGCCUUGACUCACCAAGUCCAGGAUGCGCUGCAAAGCACCCGGCGCAACAAUUCCUGUUCCCCGACCGCCAUGAGCUUCUACCUGCUCGACUACGGCGCAGGUAACGUCCAAAGCCUCGCCAACACCCUCACCAAACUCGGCUACGAGUUCAAGUGGAUUGCCUCGCCGGACGACUUUGACAAGGCGACGAGCCUCAUUUUCCCUGGUGUUGGCGCGUUCGGCAGCGCCAUAGACGGCCUCAACUCGCGAGGCUAUCUCGAGCCCCUACGUAAAUACAUUGCGUCCGGACGACCGUACUUCGGAAUAUGCAUCGGACUGCAGGUCCUAUUCCAGGCCUCUGCAGAGUCACCGUCCCACACCGGACUCGGCAUUGUACCCUCUAGAAUAGAAGAGUUCUCUAGCGCGGACAAGUCGGUCCCGCACAUGGGAUGGAACUCAGUCGAGUUCUUAGAUCCUGAGCACAAGGCAAACGAGGGCCUGGACGAAUCUUUGCACUACUAUUACGUGCACUCAUACCGCGCCAAGUAUGACUGGACCCACCCCGAGUCUGCACAGUGGGUGCACAGCACGACGCAAUACGGGCAGGAAGUCUUCGUCGCGUCGGUAUGCAAAAAUAACGUCUUCGCCACCCAAUUCCACCCCGAGAAAUCCGGCCCAGCAGGCCUUAAGCUCCUCGCGGGCUGGCUCAGCCAGCCCCAGUCGGGCCGCACCUCCGUCCCUCCUACACAGCCCAUCCCCCGCGCACCAAAGUCGAAAGGUGGACUUACGAAGCGCAUCGUAGCAUGUAUGGACGUCCGCUCGAACGAUGAUGGCGAUCUCGUCGUGACAAAAGGCGACCAAUACGAUGUCCGCGAGAAGGCCCCGUCGACCUCCGACGGCACAAUUACUGGCGGUCUCGCAACGCGCACCGCCGGCGCCGUCCGCAACCUCGGCAAGCCCGUCGCACUCGCCGCGCGAUACUUCGCCGCCGGUGCGGACGAGCUCUGCCUCAUGAAUAUUACCUCCUUCCGUCACUCACCCCUCCUCGACCAGCCAAUGCUCGCCAUUGUGCGCGCGGCGGCAGAAGAGGUCUUUGUACCGCUGACGAUCGGCGGUGGGAUCAAGGAUACGGUCGACCCGGAUGGCACACCGCAUUCCGCGCUUGAGGUUGCUGGUACGUACUUCCGGGCGGGCGCGGACAAGGUCAGCGUCGCGACGGAGGCGGUGUUCGCGGUCGAGCGUAUGCGCGAGCGCGCGAAGGAUGGAGGCAUCGGCGAAGGCGAUGGCACGAGCGCCAUCGAGACCAUUGCCCAUGCGUAUGGACGCCAGGCCGUCGUCGUGUCGAUUGAUCCGCGGAGAGUGUACGUGGAGCCGGACUACGUUGGACCGUACAAGAACGAGCUCGUCUUCGGAAAGCCUGACGGCGCGGAGAAGGAGCGCGGAAAGGCAUGGUGGUACCAGUGCACAGUGAAGGGCGGACGAGAGAACCGCCCACUCUCUGUGGUACAACUCGCUGAGGGCGUGGAGAAGCUCGGCGCUGGAGAGAUCAUCCUCAACAGCAUCGACCGCGACGGCACUGGCCUCGGCUUCGACAUCGACCUGGUGAAAUUGGUGAGGAAGAGCGUCCGAAUACCCGUCGUAGCAAGCAGCGGUGCGGGGAAGCCGGAGCACUUCGUCGAGGUGUUCGAGAAGACCGGCGUGGAGGCCGCAUUGGCGGCUGGCAUAUUCCACCGCGAGGAGGUCAGGAUACAGGACGUCAAAGAGACGUUGGCUACAGCCAAUAUCACUGUCAGGACUUAGAGGGCUCUCAUAUCUUAACGCUUAUUUAUGUAGAUCUCGCGAGAUGUAGCAGCUGGG